UCGCAACAAACCUUAACUUCUUGUGUCUUCUUUUUCUAGUCUUUCCAUCACGGUUUUCUUCAAAGAUUUCAUAACGAAAAACGAUGAUCAGAAACCCUAAUUUUCAGGUCAGGAAGAGGAAGUGGAAGACGGUUUUGUUUCUGCUCAGAAAGAGGAAAAGAAAGAUUGAAGAACCUUACAAUGAUGAUGUUGUUGUUGAGGGAAAUGAAGGAGGAGGCUCACGGUGGCAUCUUGAUGAUGAUCAUGGUUCUGAGGUUGAUGAGAGAGAUGAAAACCCUGUGGGUGAAGUUGCUGAAAAAGAAAACCCUAGUUUAGAUCAUGUUGGAGGACCGGAGGAGGUGGAGGAGGAGGAGGAGGAGGAGGAGGAGGAGGAAGAGGAAAGCUCAAAGUCUAUGUUAUUGGUUGUUUCGGAGAGGAAGAGGGAUGGAGGAGAUACUCCUCCCGACGAUGAUUGCUGCCCGAUCUGCUUUGAGAAUUUCUCAAUUGCCUGUAAAACAAACUGUGGGCACUGGUUUUGUGCCAAUUGCAUAUUACAAUUCUGGACCUAUAGAUCAGUUCUUCAAAAAUGCAACUGCCCAAUUUGUGCACGCCCCAUUAGUAAGUUGACACCAGAGGCAUCUUUACUCAUUAUGCACGAAGUGGAAAUCGUUGAGGUCCUAAAAAAUGUGCAGAGAUAUAACCGUCUUUUCCAGGGUGGUGUUAGUGGUGUCAUACAGCAGAAAGUUUUCGAGGUUCCAAAUGCAUUUAAAAGAAUGUUAUGUGGUCUGAUGGAUCCAGAUAGAUUUAGAGGAAACUACUAUGCAAUGCGUUCCUUUGCUUUGUUAAUGAGUUGUAUAUAUAAUGUCAGUUCCUUCGACUUCAUUCCAACAGGGAGUUUAGGGGUGAGGCGGUUGUUUGAUCUUUGUGCUAUAGCACUAGUGGUAAUUCUAUGUUUGGUAGGCAUCUGCCAUAGAUUGGUGCUCAGACGACGUGUCAGGCGAUUGGCGGGCAACCAAUUCUGACUGAGAUUGCAAGCUGCAGGUCAGACACCGAUCAAUGAAGUUUAUGUUACACACGCUCUCUUUCUCGUUGAAAGUUUGUACACUAUAUUGUAUGAUGUAUACAGAGGCUACUUAAUCCAUUAGGAUAAAAGAACACAUGAUGACGACCCAUCCAUAAGAUUAGCUUUGCAUACAAAUUGGAUCUCUCUUCAGUAGUUGGUAGUUCAAUUGGUAUGACGGCUGCUGUACAUAUUGGCUUAGAGGUUUACUUCCCAUGAUAUAUACAUUUACGCUCGUUAUAUAAAUCAAUAUACCUUGUUUUCUUUAUUC
Molecule: messenger RNA, 1310 nt
Organism: Cynara cardunculus var. scolymus (artichoke)
Lineage: Eukaryota; Viridiplantae; Streptophyta; Magnoliopsida; Asterales; Asteraceae
Product: E3 ubiquitin-protein ligase RNF170-like
Exons: 5
Coding region: 84-1001 (305 amino acids)
Molecular function (GO): ubiquitin protein ligase activity
Source: RefSeq, a predicted model, not a curated record